GCCCACGAUCAAAUCAGGGCCAUGCUGGACCAGUUGAUGGGAACUGGACGCAAUGGCGAAAACAGCAAGUUCCAGGUGAAGUUCUCGGACAGUAAAGUAUGCAAGAGUUUUCUCCUGGGUUGCUGCCCUCACGAAAUUCUCUGCUCGACGGUGAGUAUUUCAUGUUCCAAAUGGUGCCAUGGGGUUUAUUCGACGGACUUUUUUUGGAAAUCAGAGAAAUGUUUUAAAAGACUGCACAAUUCAAUUUGAUCACGACUUUCUGCAGUGCUUGCAGGGAUAUGGGUUGAGUUGUCAUGAUGCUCACACAAUUCACAUAAAUCUGUGUACGUAUAUCUAAAUCAAGUGUGUGCAAAUCUUUGCUGCAAUGCCUUUAAAAAUAAUAAUUUUUUCAACAAAAGACUAAUUAAAUUAAAAAUAAAAAAAUUAAAAAUGGGGCAUUUGGCAAAGUGCGCACACUGUUUUUGCUCGAAAAUUGAUAUUGGAAAAUGCACAAGAAAGAAUUCCUCGUAUUGGUGCGUAUCCAGCAAAAUGCUCAAUUUUUUCUCUAUCUCUCUCUCCUUUUGAAGAGUCAACCUCUUGACAAAUUUUGGUGACAGAGAGCAAUCAAUCUUUUGAUCAAUUAUGUUUCUUGUGUGCUGUCAGUUGGGUGAGUUUUUCUUUUCCAUGUAUUGUUUUUAUAGGGAUUUGUUCAUUAAACAUAAAUUAAUUGGUUUGGUAAGUACCAAAAGCGCCCCUUCGAAAGCAAACGAACCCCCCAUCCAUUCCCGAUAUCCGUUUAAGAGAGCAAAAUUUGGUAAGUAAAACAUAAUAACAUGAGAUAGCGAAACGAGCCAAUGAUACAAAGCUAAAGAGAAACGUACGUAAAUUUAAAAUAAAUAAAUGCCGAUCGAUUGAUUUCUGUAAGUAAACUCUUGAAAGUAUGGCGGUGCAUGUCACUAUGAAUAUUAGGUUGUAAUCAGAGCCAACUACUUGUUGCCAAGACCUCUCUCUAUCACCGUGAGUAAUUCUGAUUAAUUCCUUCAGACAGGGUGUUUAUGUAGCAAAAUAAUAAUAAUUUAACAUUAAACUUCUCUGACGACUCGUAAAAUCACGCUACCUUUUGGUGCCCUUGGUCCAAAUAAUUACCGACGUAGGAUUUAUUUUAUUUAAUGUUUGAUCAAUCCGCGGCAAUUUAAAAAUUGCUUCAUUCUAUAUUUAUGAAUUUUAUUUUAGUUUAAACCGGUUUAAACAGUCUAUCAUUUCUUUCUUCUUAUUGAAAUUGAAUAAAAUAAAAUGCAUUAUUAAUUAAUACAUAAAAUUUUUCUGACCAUAAAAAAACAUUGUUUAGUGAUAUUUUUCAUGAGUUAUUUUUUUAAUUAAAAAAUAAUAUAUAUUUGCUCCAAGGGUGCCAUGAAAGGUCAGCGAACUUUGUAACACCUGAAUGAUUAUUAUUCUACUGAUUGGGAAAGGCUCUGAAAUUUCGGAUAGUGUAGGUGGGGCGAGAGACAACCUCUAUAACGCUGCACACCAUCCCUCAUUCGGUUGACAACUGCCGAGAUGCGCCAAUUUGAGUCUUCAAUGUCAGAUGAUGUUGGCUCGCAUGGACCUUGGUGAAUGCCCGAAGAUCCAUGAUUUGGCUCUACGGGCCGACUACGAACAGGCCAGCUCGGGAAAAGACUACUAUUAUGAUAUUGACGCCACUGAACAUCUUCAGACCUUCAUUUCUGACUGUGACCGGCGGACUGAACUGGCUAAACAACGUCUAGCUGAAACCCAAGAAGAACUUUCAGCCGAGGUUGCAGCAAAAGCCAACAAAGUACAUGAGCUGGCAGAGCAAAUUGGCAAGCAGCUUGCCAAAGCUGAGCAAAUGGGUGCCGAAGGUUUCGUGGAGGAGAGCAUGAAGUUGAUGGAGGAAGUCGAAGAUUUGCGCAAAAAGAAACUGGCUGCCGAGCAGGAGUACCGCAACUCUAUGCCUGCCUCGAGCUACCAGCAGCAAAAGUUGCGAGUGUGCGAGGUGUGCUCUGCAUAUUUGGGCAUCCAUGACAAUGACCGCCGCCUCGCUGAUCACUUUGGUGGCAAACUCCACUUGGGAUUUAUUAAAAUUCGAGAAAAGCUUUCGGAGUUACAGGAAACUAUGGAAGAACGGCGACAGAAGAAAAAAGAUGACCGGGAUAAGGAGAGAGAGGAUAGAGAUAUUGACCGCGGCGAUCGUGGAAUAAGCAGGGACAAUGACCGGCCUGCUCGAUUCACCAGGCGGUCCAAAAGCCGAGAAAGGUCUCGUCGCAAGUCUAAGACUCGUUCCCGUUCUCGAAGCCACGAGAGAAAGCGCAGGUCUCGUAGCCGCAGCAGGGACAGGAAGCGCAGAUCCCGUUCUAGGGACAGACGCCGCUCUAGGUCAAAUGACCGUCGCAGGCGAGACAAGGACCGUUAUAAUGGCAAGCACUAAAUUCUUCCAACUGACAAGAGAUAUCAUUCAGUUUGCAUUUUGAUUUGUAACAGUUCCCAGUUUAAAGUGUGAAUUUUUUGUAAGUAUCAUAAAAAUUGUCUUCUAGCUGAAGUCUGCAGCAUGACGAGUUGUUCCAAUGUCAGUCAAAAUGCACAUUGUGUUUAUUUAGUUUGUAUAAAAUGUAUCUUGCAUCUGAAUAAAUAAUCAAGCCAAAUCUUA
Neocloeon triangulifer is the source of this 2644-nucleotide messenger RNA. RefSeq names its product putative RNA-binding protein Luc7-like 1. Gene Ontology annotation, cellular component: U1 snRNP; U2-type prespliceosome. The coding region runs from base 1565 to 2425 and encodes 286 amino acids. Gene Ontology annotation, molecular function: mRNA binding. Gene Ontology annotation, biological process: mRNA splice site recognition. The transcript is spliced from 7 exons. The record is from RefSeq and is a predicted model, not a curated record. NCBI's taxonomy places the organism in Eukaryota, Metazoa, Arthropoda, Insecta, Ephemeroptera, Baetidae.